Molecule: messenger RNA, 716 nt
Organism: Geodia barretti
Lineage: Eukaryota; Metazoa; Porifera; Demospongiae; Tetractinellida; Geodiidae
Source: the annotation of a GenBank genome assembly
CUGAUGGGGAAGACUUUGUGGCUGUAGAUGGCCUUCAGAUGACAUUCCAGGCAUUCCAGAACAGGGUUUGCACCAGUGUUACCGUCAAUGAUGACGAAAUGCUGGAGCAGACAGAGUCGUUCAUUGCAAGAAUAAACAUCACCCAUCCUCACAGUCACAUUUCACUGGGCGUUUCAUCAGUGGAGAUCACGAUAGUUAACGACGAUGAGGCCACUGUGGGACUGGAGAAUACGACAUAUACUGUGAUGGAAAAUGAGUUGAAACUCUAUGUGUGUGUGGUAGUGCAUGGUCCUCUCAUUGGCUGUCCUAUUUUCUUCCCCUUUGAGUUGCUGUUUGUCCCAACUCUGGCCACUGCAUUCCAAGGAAGUGAUUAUAGGGUGAGAGACCCAACUCUGUGGUUUGGUGCGUGCGCUAUGAGGCAAUGUCUGACGGUAGACAUAAUUGAUAAUAAUCUCAUUGAAGACGCUGAAACCUUUACCCUCACCCUAAAACACCCGCCUAGAGGAAGCACAGAUGAUAUCGUGCUAGACCCUACAGUGGCUACUGUUACCAUCGAAGACGAAGAUGCGGCGAUUGUCACUUUUGAUAGAACGGAGUACAGUGUCCAGGAAACAAGUGGUAGUCUAGCAAUCUGUGCAAGAGUGGUCAGCCCUGCAGUGUCUUGUCCAGUUGCUACACCCUUCUCCCUGACUUACUCGUUUCCGAUGGAACUGCCU